Molecule: messenger RNA, 1027 nt
Organism: Dipodomys ordii (Ord's kangaroo rat)
Lineage: Eukaryota; Metazoa; Chordata; Mammalia; Rodentia; Heteromyidae
Gene: Ltb
Product: lymphotoxin beta (TNF superfamily, member 3)
Exons: 4
Coding region: 88-834 (248 amino acids)
Biological process (GO): immune response
Cellular component (GO): membrane
Molecular function (GO): tumor necrosis factor receptor binding; CD40 receptor binding
Source: RefSeq, a predicted model, not a curated record
CCCAGCCAGGUGAAUGGGUCUAUAUGGAGGAGGUAGCCCCACCCCUGAGGUAUGAAAGCCCCCUGACCUGGACCUGGGUCAGUCUAGAUGGGGGCUUCAGAGCUUCAGGGCCGGGGUGAAACUCCCCAGGGGAGAGGCUGCCUCCUGCUGGCUGUGGCAGGAGCCACUUUCCUGGUAACACUGUUGCUGGCAGUGCCUAUCACCAUCCUGGCUGUUCUGACCUUGGUGCCUCAGGAACAGGAAAGCCGGGUAAUGGAGACCACUGGCUUGAGGGCACAGCGCCAGCAGGGACUGGAUCCAGCGUUUCAAGAGGUGUCAGAGAAGGAGCCAGAAACAGAUCUCAGCUCCAGGCCUCCGGCUGCCCACCUCAUAGGGGCUCCGAUGAAUGGCCAAGGGCUGGGCUGGGAGGCGAAGAAAGAAGAGGCGUUCCUGAGCAGCGGGGCGCAGUUCUCGGGCUCCGGGGGGCUGGCGCUGCCGCUGGACGGCCUGUAUUACCUCUACUGUCAGGUGGGCUACCGGGGCCGGGCGCCCCCUGCCGGCGGAGACCCGCGCGGCCGCUCGUUCACGCUGCGCAGCUCUCUGUACCGGAUCGGGGGCGCCUACGGGCCGGGCAGCCCCGAGCUGCUGCUGGAGAGCGCGGAGACGGUGGUCCCGGGCCGGGUCGGUGCUGCAGGGAGGGUCGAGUACGCGGCGCCCUUCUGGUUCACGAGCGUGGGGUUCGGCGGCCUGGUGCAGCUCCGGAGCGGCGAGAGGGUCUACGUCAACAUCAGUCACCCCCAUAUGGUGGACUACAGUCGGGGGAAGACGUUCUUCGGGGCUGUGAUGGUGGGGUGAGGACGUUCUGCUUUCCCGGAGUGGGGAAAACAAGGACUGAGGGGUGCGAAGGUGUGAAUCGGUUCGGUUGUUGGGGACCGAGACUCCUGGGACUCCGUGGCAAUGGAGAAAAUGUAGGAGAUGCGUUCUAGAACUGAUUUUUGAGCCUGAUGAAAAUAAAGGAUGUCAAAGCCUUAGUGCUGCCAGGACAGAU